GAGCCAUCCAGGAUGGAGACGAUGCGAGCUCAGCGACUGCAGCCAGGAGUGGGUGGUGGCGGCGGCGGGAUGGGCACUCUGCGAGCUCUGCGGCCUGGGGUGACCGGGGCCGCCGCUGCCGCCUCCAGCCCUCCCGGGGGCCCCCAGCCUGCCCCUCCGCCCCCGGCCCCGCCACCGCCGCCCCUGCUGCUGUCCGGGGCCGCGGGACUCCCGCUGCCCCCAGGCGCCGCGGGCAGCCCCGCCGUGCUGCGCGAGGCAGUGGAGGCCGUGGUGAGGAGCUUCGCCAAGCACACACAGGGCUAUGGCCGAGGUUUUUGCCCUACAAAAGCGGAGGCCCGUCGGAGUGCUGCAAAGAUUGCACUAAUGAACUCUGUAUUUAACGAGCAUCCAUCCCGGAGAAUCACAGAUGACUUUAUUGAGAAGAGUGUCUCAGAGGCCCUGGCAUCUUUCAAUGGCAACAGAGAAGAGGCUGACAACCCUAACACAGGGAUUGGUGCCUUCCGCUUCAUGCUGGAGUCCAACAAGGGCAAGUCUAUGCUGGAAUUCCAGGAACUGAUGACAGUUUUCCAACUAUUGCAUUGGAAUGGCAGCCUGAAGGCCAUGAGGGAGAGACAGUGUUCCCGACAGGAGGUGUUGGCUCAUUACUCACACAGAGCCCUGGAUGAUGAUAUUCGCCACCAGAUGGCACUGGACUGGGUAAGCCGGGAGCAGGGUGUACCAGGAGCACUUUCCAGAGAGCUGGCAUCCACUGAGAGGGAGCUGGAUGAGGCCCGGCUGGCUGGCAAAGAACUUCGCUUCCACAAGGAGAAGAAGGACAUUCUCAUGCUGGCUGCUGGGCAACUGGGCACCAUGCACUCUUCUAACUGCUAGAUAUUCCUACCCCUACCACACCUCUCCGAGCCUCUGUUUGCACAUCUAUUUUCUAAGACUCAGAAAAAUUUCUGUAAAGACACUCAUUUUUUACACUUUAAAAAACACUAAAUCUAGAUCUGAUUUCCUAUCUGUCCAGGAAAACCAUUUUCUUCUUUCCUGAUCUUUUCUGUAAUUGUUUCAUUUGAAACAUAUCCUCCACUCUACAUGGAGGUCUCUAGGGGCAACCUAUGGACAUCAAUGGACUCUUAUAAUACCAAGUUCUCAAGUUACUGAAAAGAGGUUUUUGAGCUUUUUUUUUUUUUUUUUUUUGUAUAGGGACCUCUGUCAACCUUUGAAAAACAUAGCCAUUUUGUAAGAACUUUGAGCUCAAGCUCACUGUCCUCCUAUCCCAGCCCCAGUGCCUCCUUCCCCUUUGAUUUAAACAGGGUACCUAAGAGUAUGAAACUUCAGGCUUUGGAUUGCCUAGAAAUGGACCUCUUCAAGACCAAGUCAUUCCUAUCACAUCCUGCCAUUCCUCAUUCCUGUUCAGGACAGGGAUGCCUAACUUCUUACGUGUACUUGACUCCCGAAAAAGGCCAGGGGAGAUGAAGUGUGAUCCUAAGUAUAACUUGGAUGUCACUACCAAUCCAAGCUCCUAUCAAGACGAAUCUGUAUUACUCCAACAAACCAGAUAUUUUAUACAGUUCACCCUACAGAGUCUGGGUUAUGGAUUCUGAAAUUUCUAUUUCUUAUCCUCUCCUUCUCCCUACCCUUUUGAUUUACACCCAAUGCUGGCUUAGGGGCUCUUUGCUCUCUAGAGACAACACAAGCUGUAUGCUCAAUGAAACAUACCCAUGAUAUUGAUAUAUAUAUGUAUAUGUACAUAUAUGUUCCUCCCAUUACUUUGUUCCUUAGAAAGGAUGUUUUCACUUGUGGGAGACUUUUCUUCUUCCUCUAAAUAGCUGCUGUUUUACAUAUUGACAAUAUUCUAGUAGUAGUAGUUGCACACAUUUAUAUGAUGCUUUAAAUAUUAUAAAGCAUUUUCCUUACAACCCUUUAAAGUAGUAAGUAGGUAGUAUAAGUAGUAGUAUCAUCAUUUUUUGAAUGAAGAAACGGAGACUCAAAAGUUGGAACUGGAAUUGGAACUCAUGUCUGAAGUCCAGAACUUCUACUACCACAUGCUGUUGCCUCUUACCAUGAUUCAGAAUUCUUUCUCUUCCUCUCAGUUGACCACCAUGACAGAGCUGUUCAGUAAACCGAACUGGCCAAUGAUCUGGUUGGAUUUCCAAUCUGGAAUGUUUGGGGAAAGAGAUCCAGGACCAGCUGCUUGUCUCAGAAAUCCUAAUUGUGUUUCUUUUCACUAGGGAGUUUUCCCACCUCACUCUCCCCUGAGGAAAUAUAGGAAGAAUUUUCUGGAAGGGCACCAAAAAAUUAACUUUGUGGCCUGGAGGGUUUUUUUUUUAUUUGCUUCUACAACCUCCUUUACAUUAUCAUAUAUCACUGUGAAUGCACUUUUAAAAUUAGGCUUGGAGAAUCAUUUUGUUUUUUUGCAGUUUUCUUUGGUUGAAGCUCAUUUAAUCUUGUUCAGUCGUAAUUUUCACUUUUAGAAUGAUUAGGCAAUAUAGCCCAACUUCCUCCUUUAGGUGAGAUGACCAACUCUUUUUAUUUGGGAGAUGUCCAGGUGACUACUAUAUAUGGGCCACAAGUUACAAGUGAUAGUCACAACUUCUUUAGCACCUGGAAUGGGUUCUCCCUCACUCUUGAGGUCCUACUUCCCUUCCCCAAUCCCCAACCCCCCCACCUCUGCCCCAAAUACAGACAAAUGUAAAGAGCUCCUGCUCAGGGUAAGAUCCGAGAUGUGAUUGCCUCUAAGUAGACUAGUUGUUUCAUUUGGUAUUUGAAUCUCCAAAUCACUUACUUGCUCCCUCAUCUGGGUCUCUUCUUUUCUCCUUGUUCCUCUCUCCCUGGGAAAGAAAAGGGAGCUGGUCCCUUGAUCUGCCACAAGCUGGUGAUCUUUGUCUUAUUUACUGGUUAGAUCAAAAUGAGCUUGAGACAGUGUUCAUACUGCCCAUCUUCAGUUUUGUGUCAUAACUUUUACUACUUUCUACAUAUUUUGUAUGCACACUUUUAUACGAUUAAAAAUCAAUUUUCUGUA
Molecule: messenger RNA, 3007 nt
Organism: Gracilinanus agilis (Agile Gracile Mouse Opossum)
Lineage: Eukaryota; Metazoa; Chordata; Mammalia; Didelphimorphia; Didelphidae
Gene: LIX1L
Product: limb and CNS expressed 1 like
Exons: 6
Coding region: 13-870 (285 amino acids)
Biological process (GO): autophagosome maturation
Cellular component (GO): cytoplasm
Source: RefSeq, a predicted model, not a curated record